CCAUUCCAGACACCCUUCCGCCGAAGAACCUGCAACGAAACCCGCCUCUCGUUACGUCCCAAUUGCCGGCGUCUCCUACGUUGCGAUUAUAUAGCGAACAACGUCAAUCAUGACGUGGAUAUCCAACACCAUCACCGUCUUUGGCGGCCUUCUUCUCGCCCAUGCAUGCUAUUCGGCCCAAGAGCACGCAGCACUGCAAUCCUUUAGGGCGGCGGCCACGAGCACACUCACCUCGUCUACUCCGGUCGCAUCGUCACUUCCCGUGGAUAUUGCCAUCGAGACCAUUGCCGCAACCCUAGUUAUUGUGCUUGGUCUGGUCCUGGGAACGCGCCCGCUGCGGCCGAUUCAAUGGCGCGUCUGGGCCGGCAAGAUUGAGCGGGAAGGGGAGGAGGGCUUCUUGGGCAACAACGGAGAGGUGGAAAAGGACUACAUGGGCAACCCCUUCACCUAUCUGGAAUCCCGGCCCAGCUUUGUCGACAUCCGCAGGCAGCGAAAAGAGUUUGCUGAAUGGAUCAAGAACGGUGGCGGCGGUACCGGAAAGAAGUGAAGAAUCCACGAGACGGGGUUGAAUCGGAGCCUCGCGACCUAUGUUGAGUUGAUGCUAUUAAUCUAGGCCAUGGGGUACAUGCACGGAUAAGUUGUGAUCGAUUCAAACUGAAGAGCAUAUUGUC
Neurospora tetrasperma FGSC 2508 is the source of this 671-nucleotide messenger RNA. RefSeq lists its product as uncharacterized. Gene Ontology annotation, biological process: protein folding in endoplasmic reticulum. The transcript has 2 exons. NCBI's taxonomy places the organism in Eukaryota, Fungi, Ascomycota, Sordariomycetes, Sordariales, Sordariaceae. Gene Ontology annotation, cellular component: EMC complex. The record is from RefSeq and is a predicted model, not a curated record. The coding region runs from base 110 to 547 and encodes 145 amino acids.